Messenger RNA from Canis lupus familiaris (dog), 6917 nucleotides. It is a transcript of the gene CACNA2D4, whose product is annotated as calcium voltage-gated channel auxiliary subunit alpha2delta 4. The record is from RefSeq and is a predicted model, not a curated record. The transcript has 38 exons. Gene Ontology annotation, molecular function: voltage-gated calcium channel activity. NCBI's taxonomy places the organism in Eukaryota, Metazoa, Chordata, Mammalia, Carnivora, Canidae. Gene Ontology annotation, cellular component: voltage-gated calcium channel complex. The coding region runs from base 1 to 3366 and encodes 1121 amino acids.
AUGCGGGGACUCCUGGGGUUCCACCUAGACACCAGCACCCCCCAUGGUGGGAGGCCCUGCUGCCAGGGGCCAGCGGCCUGCGUCUCCCUGCAGAAGACUGCAGUCAUCCUGUGCCUGCUGCUCUGCAGCACCUCCUUGUCCCCCACACGUGGGCAGACCAAGAUUCCUCUGGAAACAGUGAAGCUAUGGGCAGACACAUUCGGCAGGGACCUGUAUAACACUGUGACCAAGUACUCAGGCUCUCUCCUGCUGCAGAAGAAAUACAAGGAUGUGGAGCCCAGUCUGAAUAUCAUGGAGGUGGAUGGCUUAGAGCUGGUGAAGAAGUUCUCAGAGGACAUGGAAGCCAUGCUGCGCAGGAAAGUAGAGGCUGUCAAGAAUCUGGUAGAGGCUGCUGAGGAGGCUGACCUGAACCAUGAAUUCAAUGAGUCGCUGGUGUUUAACUACUACAAUUCUGUCCUGAUCAACGAGAAGGAUGAGAAUGGUGACUAUGUGGAGCUGGGGGCUGAGUUUGUCCUCGAGUCCAAUGCUCACUUCAGCAACCUGAUGGUGAACACCUCCAUCAGCAGCGUGCAGCUGCCCACUAAUGUGUACAACAAAGACCCAGACAUUUUAAAUGGAGUCUACAUGUCUGAAGCCUUGAACCCUGUUUUUGUGGAGAACUUCCAGAGAGACCCAACACUGACCUGGCAAUAUUUUGGCAGCUCCACUGGAUUCUUCAGAAUCUAUCCAGGUAUCAAAUGGACCCCUGAUGAGAAUGGAGUCAUUGCCUUCGACUGCAGAAAUCGUGGCUGGUACAUACAAGCUGCUACUUCUCCCAAGGACAUAGUGAUUGUGGUAGAUACUAGUGGCAGCAUGAAGGGGCUGCGGAUGACUAUUGCCAAGCACACCAUCUCCACCAUCUUGGACACACUGGGGGAGAAUGACUUUGUUAACAUCAUUGCGUACAGUGACUACAUCCAUUACGUAGAGCCUUGUUUUAAAGGGACCCUGGUACAGGCAGAUCGAGACAAUCGUGAGCAUUUCAAACAGCUGGUAGAUGAGCUGAUGGUCAAGGGUGUGGGCAUCGUGAACCCAGCCUUGACUGAAGCCUUCCAGAUCCUCAAGCAGUUCCAAGAGGCCCGUCAAGGAAGCCUCUGCAACCAGGCCAUCAUGUUGAUCACUGAUGGGGCUGUGGAGGACUACAAGCCAGUGUUUGAGAAGUACAACUGGCCUGAUCGCAAGAUUCGAGUUUUCACUUAUCUUAUCGGAAGAGAAGUGACUUUCGCUGACCGCAUGAAGUGGAUUGCAUGUAACAACAAAGGCUACUACACGCAGAUCUCCACACUGGCAGAUGCACAGGAGAAUGUAAUGGAGUACCUGCACGUGCUCAGCCGCCCCAUGGUCAUCAACCAUGACCAUGACAUCACCUGGACAGAAGCCUACAUGGACAGCAAGCUGCUCACUUCACAGGCACAGAACUUGAUGCUUCUCACUACCGUGGCCAUGCCGGUCUUCAGCAAAAAGAAUGAAACACGUUCCCAUGGCAUUCUUCUGGGUGUGGUGGGCUCUGAUGUGGCCCUGAGAGAGCUGAUGAAGCUGGCACCCCGGUACAAGCUAGGAGUACACGGAUAUGCCUUCUUGAACACUAACAAUGGCUACAUUCUCUCACAUCCUGACCUCCGACCCCUGUACAGAGAGGGGAAGAAACUGAAACCCAAACCUAACUACAACAGCGUGGAUCUUUCUGAAGUGGAGUGGGAAGACCAAGCUGAAACUCUCAGAACAGCCAUGAUCAAUGGGGAAACAGGUUCUCUCUCUAUGGAUGUGAAGGUUCCACUGGACAAAGGGAAGAGAGUUCUUUUCCUGACCAAUGAUUACUUCUUCACAGACAUCAGUGACACACCCUUCAGUCUGGGAGUGGUGCUGUCCCGGGGCCAUGGAGAAUACAUCCUCCUGGGGAACACAUCUGCGGAAGACGGCUUGCAUGACUUGCUUCACCCAGAUCUGACCUUGGCCAGUGAUUGGAUCUAUUGCAUCACAGAUAUCGACCCUGACCACCGGAAGCUCGGCCAGCUGGAGGCCAUGGUCCGCUUUCUGACAGGACAGGACCCAGAUCUGGAGUGUGAUGAGGAGCUGGUACGGGAGGUACUGCUUGAUGCGGUGGUUACAGCCCCCAUGGAAGCCUACUGGACAGCGCUGGCUCUCAACGCCUCUGAUGAGUCCAAGCAAGCAGUGGACAUGGCCUUCCUGGGCACCCGGGCCGGCCUCCUCAGAAGCAGCUUGUUUGUGGGCUCUGAGAAGGUCUCCGACAAAAAGUUCCUGACUCCUGAGGAUGAGGACAGUGUGUUCACCAUGGACCACUUCCCUCUGUGGUACCGCCAGGCUGCUGAGCAGCCUGCUGGCAGCUUUGUCUUCAAUCUCCGAUCGGCAGAGGGACCAGAAGGUCCAAGCCAGCCAAUGGUAGUAACAGCAAGCACAGCUGUGGCCGUAACAGUGGACAAGAAGACAGCCAUUGCUGCAGCGGUGGGCGUCCAAAUGAGGCUGGAGUUCCUGCAGCGCACAUUCUGGGCAGCGACCUGGCAGUGUAGCACUGUGGAGGAGCCGUGCCUGGAGAGCUGCCAGGACAGUGAGCUGGACUGCUUCAUCAUUGACAACAAUGGGUUCAUCCUGGUCUCAGAGAGGCCCCAGGAGAUGGGAAGAUUCCUGGGGGAGUUGGAUGGUGCUCUCAUGACCCAGCUGCUCAGCAUGGGGGUGUUCAGCCAAGUGACCAUGUAUGACUACCAGGCCAUGUGCAAACCCUCGGGGCACCACCACAGUGCAGCCCGUUCACUGGUCAGCCCACUCUCUGCCCUCCUGACUGCUACCAGGUGGCUGGUGAAUGAGCUCUUGCUGCUCCUGCUGGAGUGGAGUGCCUGGGGCUCCUGGCUUGCGGACAGUGGGGCCGAGGCCAAAGCUGUCUUCCAUCACUCCCACAAGCACAAGAAACAGGACGCGCUGCAGCCAUGCGACACAGAGUACCCCGUGUUUGUGCACCAGACGGCCGUCCAGGAGACCAACGGGAUCAUUGAGUGCGGAACCUGCCAGAAGAUGUUUGUGAUGCAACAGAUUCCCAGUAGUAACCUUCUCCUCUUGGUGACAGACCCCACCUGUGACUGCAGCAUCUUCCCACCAGUCCUGCAGGAAGCUACAGAAGUCAAAUAUAACGCCUCUGUCAAGUGUGACAGGAUGCGCUCCCAGAAGCUUCGCCGGAGACCAGAUUCCUGCCAUGCCUUCCAUCCAGAGGAAAACGCCCAAGAGUGUGGUGGCACCGCGGACACCUCAGCCUCACUCCCCAUGCUCCUGCUGCCUCUGUGUGCCUGGGUGCUACCACUCCAGCUGCUGCAGUGACACCAACCCAAUCUGACCUGUUUUGACAAAAUGAUUCUUCCAGAAACAUUCUAAGGAGUCAGCACCUGGCAUGGGAUCCACCUCACUACACCUGGGCCAGGUCACUGUUCAUCUCAGUCUUGGGCUAAUGGACACUGCCUCCUGAGAUUGCUGGAUGGAACCAGAAACUACUUCUCCAAGAUCUUCCAGGGUGCCUAGUACCAUCCACCCCGAGUCUCAGUGGGCAUCCUCCCAUCCUGCCUACUACCUCUGCUUCAGGAGUCCAACACAAGCUCAACUUAGACCAAGACAAAAGAAUUUUUUUUUAGUUUUUAAGGGUUUUAUUUAUUCAUGAAAGACAGAGAGGCGAGAGACAUGCAGAGACACAGGCAGAGGGAGAAGCAGGUCCCAUGCAGAGAGCCUGAUGUGGGACCCGAUCCCGAUCCUGGGUCUCCAGGAUCAGGCCCUGGGCUGAAGGCGGUGGUAAGCCGCUGAGCCACCGGGGCUGCCCCAAGACAAAAGCAUUUAAUUCCAUCUAUUCUCUGCAAGUCCAGACCCAGCCAAGGGUCAGGUGUUUCUAAUGAAACUGGUUGGUCUUCAAUAGAAUCCGAGAACUUAAAGGUACUAAGAGGGGCAGGAUAAGGCCAACCACAAAAAUGAGAUGAAGAACACACCCCCACCUGACACAGAGCUUUCUCAAAAUGAGUGCAUGGUGGAGGGUAGUCAGUUUCCUAGCUGCUGCUCAAACAAGUUCUGUGUGUUUGAGACAGACGGACAGAAGGCAGGGAAGUAAAGAGAAAUGGGAAAACCCCAAAACAGGAACAGGUAUUAAAUCCUUUUAGAUUACUGUGGCGUGGCACGUCUGCAAACUAUUGCUUUUAAAAAUUUCCAAAACUCUCUUUACAAAAUGCUAAUGUAUAGAAGCUUUUGCAUUUAAGAAAAAGCCAAUGGGGUAAAAUAUACAGCUGCUGCACUAGACGGUGGCGUAAGAAUGGGGGAGUUGGAGGAAUAGUGGUAGCCAAGCAGAGAGGCCCAGGAAGACCAGCCUUUCACAAUGGUGUGGUAAGGGGUCUCCCCGGGAGGUCCAGAGCCCAUGGUGCUCUUUUUCUAGCCACUAAUCUACAAAAGAGACCACCUGACUCUGUGCCUGAGGCUGGCUUUUCGGGGAACAUGCCAACAUACACAGCAAAGUGCACCAGAAGGGGAGCUCUCCCCAGGUGCACCCCUCCCCCCAAGGUCUCAAGGCUCUGGGGCUUUCUCCUCCCUCCCUACCUGAGAGAGAGCAGCCUCCACUAUGAGAGCAAUUAAAGGCAGAACCAUGUAGAAAUUCUGAGGUGGCCUCAGAGCUUUAAAUUUAACCAACCUCCAAUGAAGAGGUCCUAGCCAAGCCCCAAGGUAAGCAUGGACAGUGUGCAGGGCCUCGGGUGACCCUUCUUCCCAGCUCUCCACAACUCAAAGUACCAGUUCCCGCCAGCAAAUGACCCCAAUUCCCUGUAGAGUGGGCCAAUUCUGAACAAUGAAUUCAUUGCAGUAUUUGUAAAAUGCCCUAUAUUAUUGAUCAUAUGACUUUACUUUCAACAUUUAGUCUCAAAACAAGCAUGUGAGAUAGGCAUUAACAGCCCCAUUUAUAGGGCAGCCUGGGUGGCUCAGUGGUUUAGCACUGCCUUCAGCCCAGGGCAUGAUCCUGGGGCCCCGGGAUAGAGUCCGUCGGGCUCCCUACAUGGAGCCUGCUUCUCCCUCUGCCUGUGUCUCUGCCUCUCUCCUUGUCUCUCAUGAAUAAAUAAUAAAAUCUUAAAAAAAAAAUAUCCGGUCUCCAACAGCAUCUGACCUCUACUGCCAGCUCCCAGACACAGCCUGCUAGUGUUCCUCUCUAGGACAGCAAUCCUGUCUUUUGAAAGGUCUGUCUUCCUUGCCCACCCAGGGAGAGCAUUUUCAGACAAAUUCAUCAACUACCUUGACCACGUAAUCUAAAAACCAGGAUUAGGAAGUGCUGGGGCAGCUCCCAGCCUUGUUUUGCUUCAUCAUCCCCAUGCCUCUAAAUGGCCAGGAGGAGACUGUCAAAUUGGGAAAUCACUUUUAGAACCAAUGGAGGAAAUGAACUUACUAACCUUGCUCUUCACCUGGGAAGAUGGAAUAUUGUUGUCCGCUUCGGAGGUCCAAACUAGUCUUCCUUUCUUCUUUUAACCACUACAGGACAGCAGGUGGCAGCCUAGCUCAAGCUAAAGCGCCAUCACCAAUUUCAGAUGAACAAAGUUAAAACCAAAGGCAUACAUGACAAGAUUCUGUAGGCAGAAUCUUAAAUCUCUUUUCUUAAAAAUGCUGCAUAUCUUUGGAUGACCAACAACUCAAAGCAGCUGUCAGAUCCUCCUUCCUCAGUACCAGGGACAAAUUAUCUACUAGAUCCAUCUAAUAACUGCGUAUACUUUAAUGGGAGUGCUUUCAGGUAAAGCAGUUCCCCACUUCAUAAUGCUAAGUGAAAGUCUGAUUCAGGGGGGCAAGAGAAUGGACACAUCUUAAAGUAAGAAAAGUAAAUAUGGGAGGGGGGAGGGUCACAGCAGGGAGGAAUUCGAGCAAGAGUUUGGCAGCCAAUCACUAUGGAAAUUUUGAGAAAUGUUGAUCUCAGGGAAAGAUGCAAAGAAUAUAAGCCCACUUUCUUUUAUUUUUUAAAGAUUUUAUUUAUUCAUGAGAGACACACAAAAAGAGGCAGAGACAUAGGCAGGCUCCCUGCGGGGAACCCAAUAUGGGACUUGAUCCUGAGACCCCAGGAUCACGACCUGACCUGGGCCAAAGGCUCAACCAUUGAGUCACCCACGUGUCCCAUAUAAGCCCAUUUUAAAAGGUGAGAAAAGGAGAAAAAUUGGUGAGAAAAGCGAGAGUAGGGAAAUAAACGACCUCUUGCCUAGUCUCUGGCAUAUGGCAGAACCUGACCCUGACCCUACUUCUUGUUUUAAGUCCGCAUAGCCAAGGCAGCAAUGAGAUGUGCUAUCAUGAGAGGCUUUCACAUUUGUGCAGCUAGGUUCCCUGCUUCCUUAGUUUCCCUGAUCCCUGCUCCAAGCCAUCUCAAGUAUAAGUUAUGAAGUCAGAUUGACAUCUUUGUUUUUUACCAAGUCACAUCACUGAAGGCAUAAAAACCUUGUACGUAAGGACACAAGGAGUGGUGGCCAAUAGUCGAUGACUAAUGAGGGAAGGAAAACACCAAACACACUGUAACUGGAGCAAAAUAUUCUCUAGAGACAAAGAUAUUUCUAGGAUAAUUGUAAACAAUACUGCCCAAGGGCUUCUUCAGGAAACCCAGAGCACUAGCAUUCUAUGAAGUCAAGGUUCAAACUUGUCCUUCAUUUCCUUUACAAUACCCAUGGACACCAUGUGAGAAAAGGAAGGCAUACAGUUUUUAAGGGGAAAACAAAAAUUGGAAAAAAAAUCAAAUGGCUCUUUGUAAAGGCCUCAAAGGAGCAGAAUGCGAUCCAAGGUUCUAUACCCAGAUAAUAUAUGGGGAAACCCUAAAGUUGUAUCUACAAUUAAAAAUGACAAUUCGGGAAGCCUGGGUGAUGCAGUUGGUUAAGCAUCCAACU